Messenger RNA from Penicillium roqueforti, 510 nucleotides. Its product is annotated as putative dUTP diphosphatase Dut. Bases 1 to 510 code for a protein of 169 amino acids. Lineage: Eukaryota; Fungi; Ascomycota; Eurotiomycetes; Eurotiales; Aspergillaceae. The transcript has a single exon. The record is from RefSeq and is a predicted model, not a curated record.
AUGAUCCUUCCUGGGCACUCUAUCAUUACCCGCUCCAUCAUUCGCAACGUCAAAUAUCCCACACUACAGGCCCAACCCUGCGGUGUAGACCUCACACUGAAGCGCGUUCUCAAAUGGACCUCACCCGGGGUAAUCGACUUGGAUAACAAACUCCGACAGCCGGCCUCGACUGAAGAGAUAACCUUUCUCUCCUCGAAAAAAAAUACAAAUCCAUAUUUACAUCUCGCGCAGGGUUCCUACCUUGUGGAAUUCAACGAGACUGUCUCCGUUCCUUUGGAUGUGAUGGGCCAGAUUUUCGUGCGCAGCUCAUUAUUUAGGUCCGGAGUGACUAUACAUGCCGGCGUUAUGGACAGUGGAUACGAAGGGGCUGUCGGGGCAUUGAUGCAGGUCCUCAAUCCCACAGGGUUGCGGCUAUAUCCUGCUGCGCGUCUGGCGCAGUUUGUGUUCCACCAGAUGAGUGAGAAGGUCGAUGGUUACAAUGGAGUUUACCAAGGGAUGAAAUAUUUGUAA